This is a messenger RNA of Vicia villosa (hairy vetch), 1221 nucleotides long. RefSeq lists its product as uncharacterized. Gene Ontology annotation, molecular function: catalytic activity. The transcript has a single exon. Lineage: Eukaryota; Viridiplantae; Streptophyta; Magnoliopsida; Fabales; Fabaceae. The record is from RefSeq and is a predicted model, not a curated record. The coding region runs from base 1 to 1221 and encodes 406 amino acids.
AUGGUGGAGGUAUCUGUUUCAGUUGCUGGGAGCUUUUGGGGAAAGGAAGAGUGUGGUUUUUCUUUUUCUGCUUCGGUUGGAAUGGCUGGAGGCUUACUUAUGCUUUGGAGUAGCAAAACAGUGUCGAUUUUGGCUAGCUUUAGAGGUGAGGGAUACCUUGGUUCGAAGGUGGAAUGGAAAGGAGGUAUUUUUUAUAUUGUUAAUGUUUACUCCCCUUGUUCUCUAGUUUUAAAGCGGGCUUUGUGGUCGCGGUUAUUAGCUUUGAAAAACUUACAUAAUGAUGGGGAGUGGAUUUUGGGAGGUGAUUUUAAUGCGGUGAAGAAUCAGAGAGAAAGAGUGGGGCGUUCCAUGAGAAGUAGUAAUGUAGAAUGGAGGGAUUUCUCGGAUUUUAUUGAAGGAAGUGGUUUGAUGGAUGUUGCGUGUAAAGGAAAGAAGUUCUCUUGGUUUAGUGGGGAUGGUAAAUCAAAUAGUAGAAUUGAUAGAUUUCUAGUCUCGGAUAAUAUCGUUCGUUCGUGGGGUGUUGUUGGUCAAUUGAUAGGAAAUAGGGAUAUUUCCGAUCAUUGUCCGAUUUGGUUAUUGUUCGAUAAAGUUGAUUGGGGUCCCAAGCCUUUUAUUUUUAACAAUGAGUGGUUUUCCGAUAAGAACUUUUUAUCUUUUGUGAAAGAGGAAUGGAAGGGAAUGGAAGUUCUUGGUAGAGGAGACUUUGUUUUAAAGGAGAAGCUUCGUCUUAUCAAAGAUAGAUUGAGAUGGUGGAAUUUGAAUAUUUUUGGGAAGGUGGAUUUGGAAGUAGAAGACGGUGUUAGAGUUUUAAAUGACUCGGAUGAUAGGGAGAUGUGGGAAGAGGAGGUCCAUCUUAACAAAAUUAAAGCUUCAAGGAAGAUUUGGUUAAAUCUUAAACUUAAGGAGAAUAUGUUAAUUCAAAAAUCAAGGCUAAGGUGGCUAAAUGAUGGAGAUUCCAAUAGUAAAUUCUUUUAUCGUGUUAUGAAAGAAAGGCGGAGUAAGAAUCAUAUUUGCUCUUUGAACACUAGUGGUGGAGUGGUAGAAUCGGUCGGAGGGGUCAAGGAGGUGGUGAGAGGGCAUUUUGAACAUAAGUUUAAGGAGGAGUUCUUUAAUAGGCCUUUUUUGGAAGGCGUUUUGGUUCAUUCUUUGAGCGUGGAAGAUAGAGAUUCGCUAGAGGUGCUUUUUUCGGAGGAGGAGAUUAAAGAGGCGGUGUGGAGUUGA